Melitaea cinxia (Glanville fritillary) is the source of this 2163-nucleotide messenger RNA. RefSeq names its product protein cycle (gene cyc). Gene Ontology annotation, cellular component: aryl hydrocarbon receptor complex; nucleus; transcription regulator complex. NCBI's taxonomy places the organism in Eukaryota, Metazoa, Arthropoda, Insecta, Lepidoptera, Nymphalidae. Gene Ontology annotation, biological process: regulation of transcription by RNA polymerase II. The record is from RefSeq and is a predicted model, not a curated record. The coding region runs from base 109 to 2046 and encodes 645 amino acids. The transcript has 11 exons. Gene Ontology annotation, molecular function: protein dimerization activity; RNA polymerase II cis-regulatory region sequence-specific DNA binding; DNA-binding transcription factor activity, RNA polymerase II-specific.
UUAUAAUUUGUCUAACUCAGGUCGAGCGCGACCUCGACGCCGUCCUUCGAGCUGACGGCGGGCGCGGGCGACGCUGGUGCGCCGCCUUGCGCGGAGGCGGCCGGGGCGAUGCUCACCGUGCCGUCCCAGGCGCACCACCAAUCGCAGCACACCUCGCGCAAGAGGAAGAACCAGUAUUCGGAGGGCUACGAGAUGCCCAGCUGUGACGUCCCCUUGUCCGCACCCCCUGGACACCUGCCACAACCGGAUAGUGCUACUAGGAAGAGGAAGGUUUCGUCAUAUGGAACUACAAGUAGUACAUAUGAAGAUGACGGCAACGAAGACUCGCGCUCUAGCCGCUCGAUGCCUGAUAAAAAACAGAACCACAGCGAAAUCGAGAAAAGGCGACGGGAUAAAAUGAACACCUACAUAUCAGAGUUGAGCGCAAUGGUACCGAUGUGUGGGGCCAUGGCCCGUAAAUUGGACAAGCUGACGGUACUCCGAAUGGCUGUUCAGCAUUUGAGAUCAGUCCGCGGGGCGCUUUCAGCUGGACCGCUGACUGUUAGACCUCGACCCGCUUUCUUAUCCGAGCGAGAGUUGAAUGCCUUAGUACUUCAAGCGGCUAAGGAUUGCUUCCUGAUGGUCGUUGGCUGUGAUCGCGGGAGGCUCAUGUACGUCAGUGCUUCGGUGACCAAACUGUUGCACUACGAUCAAUCCGAGCUCCUGGGUCAGAGCCUCUUUGAUAUUCUUCACCCGAAAGACGUCGCUAAGGUGAAGGAACAACUAUCUUCAUCAGACCUCAGUCCUAGGGAAAGACUGAUUGACGCCAAAACCAUGUUACCUGUAAAAGCCGACGUGGUCGCCGGUGCCUCGAAAUUAUGCCCUGGUGCGCGUCGGUCCUUCUUCUGUCGUAUAAAAUGUCGUAUGAACAACGAUAUAAACAAUCAACCAACAAAUACAACGACGUCGCCUUCUUCAACCCACCAACAACCGGGGCAACCGAACCAGGUUAAGGAAGAAAGUGACGCAAACGCAAAACUGAGGAAGAAACAGGCACAUGAGAAAAAAUAUUGCGUUGUACAGUGCACAGGUUAUCUCAAAUCCUGGGCACCGGCAGAAAUCUCUGAGGCAGGUAAUAAUGGAUCAGAUUGUAGUCCAGACGAUGGGGAGGCUUGUAACCUGUCCUGCCUCGUUGCGGUCGGAAGAGCCUUGACCGACUUGACACCGCAAACUCCACCAGCUCCGUACACGAGAUACUUACAGUACAUAUCAAGACACGCGACCGAUGGGAAGUUUCUGUUCGUUGAUCAGAGGGUAACCUUAGCUCUGGGCUUCUUACCCCAAGAGUUAUUAGGCACAAGUCUUUACGAGUACAUAAGUCCAGCGGAACUGGGCGUAGUAGCUCGGACACACAAAGCCGCUCUGUUGAAACGCGACGCACUUCGAACUCCGCCAUAUUGUUUCCGCCGGAAGGACGGCACUUACGCCCGUAUCCAAACUCAUUUUAAGCCCUUCCGGAACCCUUGGACAAAGGACGUGGAGUGCCUGGUAGCUAACAAUACCGUAGUGAUAGACGAACAAGCGCAACCACCGCUUGAGGAUUGUAGUGAAUUCGACAUAUACAAACAAAAGGCCGAUGUUGAAAUGCAGAGGUUGAUCGAUUCUCAAAUCGAAUCCCAUAAAAUCGGAUCGACUAUAGCGGAGGAGGCAUUGAGGAGGUCAUCUACGGAGUUUUCUCCAGAUCUUCCAACUGAUCUUUUGCAGGAUGCUGUUUUCAAUCAACAGGCGUCACUAGUCGAUAAUUUCCUGAGCGGGGACAUUUCUAACUACAACAAUGAAGUCCGGAAUAACGUACCGCUUAGUUCGGCGGGUGGCGAAGGUUCUCCGAUACCAGAAGUUAACGGCUUAAACUCUAACACUCCACCGUCUACCUCCCCCCCACUUCCACCUCUUGGACUUGAUGGUAAUGGAGAGGCGGCCAUGGCCGUAAUAAUGAGUCUUCUAGAGGCCGAUGCCGGUCUAGGCGGUCCAGUAAAUUUUUCUGGCCUACCCUGGCCUUUACCUUGAACGAUCCGCCCUACUGAUAUCAAUUCUCACCAUUGACAAUGAUAAAAAAGUUUUGUAACCAAAUAUUUUAAAGGAGGUCUUAACAUAUAAAAGAAGCUUUCUUUUUCUUUUGAAGGU